AUGCAAAGUAUGCUUAGAUACAUAAUCCCUUCAACGAUGAGACAAAAUGCAAAGCACCAACGGGAUCAGUGGUUAAAAAUGACUGCAUCAGAUCAUGAUAUCAUGUACCAUUUCCAGUCGUCGUUGCGAAUAGGGGAGCUAGAGCGAUAUAUUUUCACUUAUGACCUUUAUAUGGGAGAUGAGAUACCCAGUGAUUUAACGUUGGAUUCAUUGUGGUUGAAGAUCAAAAACAUUGAAAACGUGACGCUCAGGGCAGCGUAUUUGAUGGGGCCCUACGUGUUGUACGCGGAUGUGCGAACGAAGGAUUACCACCACAAACAAAGAUUAUUCAUUUCUGCUGAUCAACCUCAGUUUGAGUCUAAUAUUCAACCGCAACAGGAUUUUAUUGCGGAGCUUUCAUUGCACAACUUGAAGAAACGGUACGUAUGGAUUGUUGACAUUGCAAGCCAAAUCUUAUUUACCAAACAGGCAUCGAUAAACUUUUCUAUCACCGUAGGUGGUAGUAAGGAAUCAAUAAGUGUGGACUCAGCAAGAAAUAUCCAGUUGGGGGUACAGAGUUCAAGAAUGAAAGUGGAUAGACUGACUACCGCAGAUCUUUGGAAUGCAUCGUUGCUUUCAAAGAGUGUUUUUGGUAGGCGAAAAGAGCAUCUCGUCAUUCUUACGCAUGGCUUACACUCUAACGUUACGUCGGAUUUAUUUUAUAUCAAGGAACAGAUUGAGAAGACUCAAAACCAACAUGAGGAAAUGCUAGUUGUGAAAGGAUUCACCGACAAUGUAUGCAAGACAGAGAAAGGCAUAAAAUGGCUAGGGACCCGGUUGGCCGAACAUAUAGUUCAUAACCUAUACAAUGAUGCUACUGUAAAAAUUUCAUUCAUUGGACAUUCAUUAGGCGGAUUGGUUCAAUCCUUCGCAAUUGCUUAUAUCUCUUACAACUAUCCAAAGUUUUUUGAACAGGUUGAACCUGUAAACUUCAUAACAAUGGCAUCUCCCAUGCUUGGGAUUGUUAGUGACAACGCAGUUUAUAUCCAGCGGCUAUUGGCAAUGGGUAUUGCCGGUAAGACGGGACAGGAUCUCAGCCUACAAACAUACAAUGGACUUAAACAGCCUCUUCUACAAACUUUAUCCAGCUCGUCUGCUUUGAGAAGGAUUCUAAAAUGCUUUAAAAGCUGCACAGUGUAUGCAAAUGCUUGCAAUGAUGGAAUUGUACCAUUAUACACAUCCGCACUAUUAUUUCUAGAUUAUGAUGAUAUUUUGGAUAAGCUUAACAUGAAUACUGAAGAUUUACAGACAGACUUCUUUCAAAGGAACUUCAUCUCUCCGCUAACUAAGGCCAUGGAUAUAUUGAUGCCUCAGAGGGUCUCACAAAACGGAACAAAGAUACCUGUGGCAUCGAUGCUUGAUUCUGCAUACUCAGUAUUGAUUCCUCCACUACCUGACAAAUCUUAUAUAACUGAUCCGAAAACAAGGAAAGACGUUGUAGUACAUGAUAAAGUAUACAGCGGACAGGAUAUUCCAGAUCAUCAAUCUAAUAGCCAAUUGGAGGUCAUGAAUAGCUCAAAUGUUCUACUUAAAACAUUUAACAUAGCUUUUGGCGGGCAGUAUAAAAAAUUGGAGGAACAAAUAGCAAGAAAUUGGCAUAAAGACGUCAAAUGGAGGAAAGUCAUUAUAAAUUUGAAGCCUGAUGCUCACAACAAUAUCAUCACCAGAAGAAGGUUCUCUAAUGCGUACGGUUGGCCGGUGGUUGAUCAUUUAACUGAAACUCACUUCUUGAAUGACGAUAAAUCUUCACGAUCAUGGAAACUGGAUCCUAUCUCGAAGGACGAAGAUUUUGACUGGAUUGUAAAGCCAACGGUAGAUAGCGUAUUCGACGUAGGUCCAACGGGCAUGAUUUGUACUUUUGGGGAAAUGUUGGAAAAUCUGAAAACGUCCACACUGGAAGGUAUGACCGAAAGCACUGUGCCAACGUCGUACAGCCAGGAAGAAUUGUUUAAAUAUGAAGACUGUUUGGAUAGGGAUGGCGGAAUACUUCCUUAA
This is a messenger RNA of Kluyveromyces lactis, 2034 nucleotides long. It is a transcript of the gene ROG1, whose product is annotated as putative lipase ROG1. Lineage: Eukaryota; Fungi; Ascomycota; Saccharomycetes; Saccharomycetales; Saccharomycetaceae. The coding region runs from base 1 to 2034 and encodes 677 amino acids. Gene Ontology annotation, molecular function: monoacylglycerol lipase activity. The record is from RefSeq and is a predicted model, not a curated record. The transcript has a single exon.